CCAUUCCUAAAAGGUGAGAAACGACUUAAUAAAUUAAUAUUUUAAUCAACUAAAUUAAUUCUCUAUUAUUAUAUCCGACCGCGAUCUGCAGCUUCGCAGAUAACUUUUAGAAGCCUUAAAUUUCUUAGAGGUGCUGACCUAAAGGAAGCCAUUCCGCCGCUGGGUCUACGUGUUGAGUUUAGAGAGAAAUUAUUCAUGUGGAAGAAGAAAGAGUUCGGAAUAGAUGAUGAAACCAUGUCAAUGCCAAGCAAAGUAACUGAAUGGUUACAAAAAAACAACUUUAUGCCAUCAAGUCAGUCAUCUUCUUCGCCCCACUGUCUCAGUAAAGAUUUACCGAGUUUACUUCAACAAACGUGCAAGGGGAAACUAAUCUUGGAAUCCUACAAAAAGAACCAACAUUUGACUAACGGGAACCGGGACGACCUCAUAAGCAUUGUCAUUGACGAAGUUAUUGCAAAUGACAUUAUACUAAGAGGGAAUGAUUUUGUGAAUUUGCUAGAGCAGAUAAUAAAUCUCUUUCCAAACGAAAAGGGUGCCCGGGUAAUCUAUUUAUUAUGAAAUUGUUAAAAUAUAGAUACAUUUUAUUGUACUGCUUAUU
Rhagoletis pomonella (apple maggot) is the source of this 598-nucleotide messenger RNA. RefSeq lists its product as uncharacterized. The record is from RefSeq and is a predicted model, not a curated record. Lineage: Eukaryota; Metazoa; Arthropoda; Insecta; Diptera; Tephritidae. The transcript has 3 exons. The coding region runs from base 196 to 558 and encodes 120 amino acids.